AUGACUGCGUCUCUAAUAAAUCUACAGAAUGGAAGGCCACGAGGUGAUGAAAAUUUGAGUACUUACGCGGGGCGACUUUUCAAUUCGCUGAUGACUAACUGGAAAGAUGCGUCCAUCGAGCAAAUCGCUACUGCGACAAUAUUAUCGCAUAUUGCUCAAUUCGAUAAUCGAGUACAGCGUAUGUCAUUCACCAACGAAAUUCAGACGAGACAGCAAUUACAAAAGGAGUUACAAGCACUCUCUUUUAAACGACCAGCCGCAGUAGACAAUGCUUCGCAACGCCCGGAGAAGAUGCGAAGAACUUCAUCAUUCCAACCCAAGAUGACGAAGUGUUUCAACUGCAAUAAAUUUGGACAUCGACAGGCUGACUGCCCCGAGAAGCGGAGACAAGACCAGAAAUUCACCCCUCAGCGGUCCACAUCGGGAGCGUCAAACAGCGGGAGAUGCUUCAAAUGCGGUGAGACCGGACACUUCGCCAACCGCUGCAGGAAGAAUGAGGGCUUUGUCAAGAUGGUCAACAUCUGUGCAGUUGAUUUACCUGGAGGUACUUUUAAACAUAACGGUGAGUCGUAA
Molecule: messenger RNA, 573 nt
Organism: Dalotia coriaria
Lineage: Eukaryota; Metazoa; Arthropoda; Insecta; Coleoptera; Staphylinidae
Exons: 1
Coding region: 1-573 (190 amino acids)
Biological process (GO): positive regulation of cytoplasmic translation
Cellular component (GO): cytoplasm
Molecular function (GO): mRNA binding; translation regulator activity; single-stranded RNA binding
Source: RefSeq, a predicted model, not a curated record